AUGUAUUCAGCGUUUGGCUAUUACGACUCCAACCAGCUGUCAGCCGAUACUAUGGAGAAAAUGCCGUACAGAAAAAGGAAUAAGAUGAAAGACAGAUCGAACGCGCAGGAGAAGUGGAAGGAAGCAUGCCUCAGUGUCAAUCCUGACUUUGACAACCUACCGGAGGCGGCUAAGGAGGUGAUAGAGUCGAAGCUCAAAGUUGAGUAUUACAUCGCUUUGGGCGCUGAUACAUCGCUGCCGAAAACUGUAACCAGUGGCAGCAUCCAAACACCAAGGGUCUCUCCUUUGGUCAGGCGACCACCGCGCGUCCCGUCCAGGGCUCCGUCGGCCCCAGAAGUCGCCAUUCCAGCACGACCUGUCGCUCCUAUUGGACCACUGCCACCACUCCCUCUUCUCCCAAGCUUGGCAAUACCGCCACCUGUGUCGCCAAUACCUUCCAUUCCAGCUCUGCAGACUUUAGCCCCAAUCCAACCCUUCCCACCUCUUGUGCCAAAUAAUCCUUACUUGACUCCAUUUUACCAACCAGAGGAUAAGAACGCAGUUGCCAGCACUUCUACAGCCACUUUGGCUGAAGGAUUUUACCCGAUCAGCAAGCCGGAUCGACCACGCUAUUACGAUCCGUCAAUUUCCGCAUUUUCAGCCACAAAAUUGGCACAAUCGUCUUCUGCUUACGUGGACUACCCGUCGAUUUACGACUGUCGCGAGGAUUUCUACUCUACGGCAACCAAUAAUAACGACAGCAACAACAAUAAUAAUACCUCCACCUGGCAGCCCGGUAAUAACAACAAUAACAAUAUCAGUAAUAAUAAUAACAACAAUAACAACGAUGAACCAUUCGACUACACUUUCGAGGCAUUGAACCAGUGGAACUUCUAA
Molecule: messenger RNA, 876 nt
Organism: Amyelois transitella
Lineage: Eukaryota; Metazoa; Arthropoda; Insecta; Lepidoptera; Pyralidae
Product: putative mediator of RNA polymerase II transcription subunit 26
Exons: 2
Coding region: 1-876 (291 amino acids)
Source: RefSeq, a predicted model, not a curated record